CGAGGUGCACUGCGGCGCGCACCAGCAUUAUCGCUGGGUUGUAGCAAAUAUCGCGAUUAGAUGCGCAUUGGCAGCCGCAGCGGGAUGGAGUCGUGGCUGAAGAUAUCGUGGGUAUUAUGCAUAUUCGGUUUCCUGCGCGAGAUCCGUCCCUCGGAGCCGUAUCACGCGGAGAUAUUGAUGAGCGACUGGUAUCAUGUCACCCAGGAGGAGAUCAAUCGUUCCGUCUAUCCCGUGGGCACCUACUCCUAUCUGGCUCUACAAAUCUUUGUCUUUCUCAUCACAGACUUUCUCAGAUACAAGCCCGUAAUUGUUGCCAAUGCUCUGACGGGCAUCUUAGUCUGGAGCACGCUGCUGUGGACCACAACGCUGACGGGCCUGCAGGUGGUUGAGGUGUUCUACGGCUUCUAUCAGGCGGCUGAGGUGGCCUACUAUGCCUACAUCUACGCCAAAGUCGACAAACAGUAUUAUCCGCGUGUGACCUCAUACACGCGAUCGGCCAUGUUCCUGGGCAAGCUGGUGGGUGGCCUGCUGGCUCAGCUUAUGGUUGGCAUGCAGUGGAUGGUCUACCAGCAGCUCUACAUCAUCAGCAUUACAUCUCAAGUACUGGCGCUGUUUUGGUCAUUCGGUCUGCCAAAGGUUGAAAAGAGUUUGUAUUUCCAUAAACAAUCUCUUGUCACAAAGUCCGAACCGGCAGCCAUUGAGAACGGUUCAAAUAAGCCGGAGGAAACGGUAGCAAAGCCUUCACCUGCCACAAAGCCAGGCGUGCAAGCCUUGCAGCUGCUGUGGUCUCACUUCCACAGCGCCUACACAAAUCCCAUGGUGCUGCAGUGGAGUCUAUGGUAUGCCAUGAUCCUGGCGGGCUUCCUCCAGAUCAGCACCUACAUGCAGGUGGUGUGGAAGUCCUACAACGAGCCAACAAUUGCAUGGAAUGGAGCUGUGGACGCUGCACUGACAGCCCUCAGUGCCAUUUUUUCGCUGCUGGCGGGCUAUUUUCCUGCAAGUCGCCUGAAGACGCGCACCAGCUUUCUGACAAUAGCUUUUGUGUGCGUGCUGGAGGGUGGCUGUAUAUUAUUGUCAUCCUGGACCAGCAACAUAUACUAUUCCUACCUGGGAUAUGUGUUAUUCGGUGGCUUAUUUGCUUUUGCCAUAACAGUGGCCAGCUCUGAACUGGCCAGCAGCCUGGUGGAGGACAGCUUUGCCUUGGUUUUUGGCUUCAACACUUUUGUUGCGCUCCUCUUGCAGUGCAUACUAACAUUUGUGGUUGUGUCGGAGAAUGUCAAUCUCGAUUUGAAUGUUUUUGAACAGUUUACCGUUUACGCAUUCUAUUAUAUGGUGAUUGGCACUGUUUAUUUUAUAAUUGCUUUAUUGCAGUGCGCCUGGUCUUGCGCUAUAGGCCCGAAAACCAAUAAAGAAGUUGUAAAUUGAUAAA
Drosophila subobscura is the source of this 1429-nucleotide messenger RNA. Its product is annotated as thiamine transporter 2. The transcript is spliced from 5 exons. The record is from RefSeq and is a predicted model, not a curated record. The coding region runs from base 61 to 1425 and encodes 454 amino acids. Gene Ontology annotation, cellular component: plasma membrane. Gene Ontology annotation, biological process: vitamin transport; transmembrane transport. Gene Ontology annotation, molecular function: vitamin transmembrane transporter activity. NCBI's taxonomy places the organism in Eukaryota, Metazoa, Arthropoda, Insecta, Diptera, Drosophilidae.